Messenger RNA from Penicillium odoratum, 819 nucleotides. Its product is annotated as SDR family oxidoreductase. Bases 1 to 819 code for a protein of 272 amino acids. Gene Ontology annotation, cellular component: cytoplasm. The transcript has 3 exons. Gene Ontology annotation, molecular function: oxidoreductase activity, acting on the CH-OH group of donors, NAD or NADP as acceptor. The record is from RefSeq and is a predicted model, not a curated record. NCBI's taxonomy places the organism in Eukaryota, Fungi, Ascomycota, Eurotiomycetes, Eurotiales, Aspergillaceae.
AUGACACAAAUCGCAAUUAUCACAGGUGGCACAAGCGGCAUAGGCCUAGAUAUCGCUACGAGACUCGACAACAACAAUUGGAAAGUUCACAUAAUCGGCACAAACAUCCGAAAUGGUGAAUCUGCAGCUUCCAAACUCAACAAUUCAACCUUCCACCAAGCAGAUGUAAGCAACUACAACCAACAAGCGACCGUAUUCGACAAGAUCUUCACUGAAGCUGGCCGUUUGGAUUUUGUCUUCGCGAAUGCCGGCAUCGCAGAGAAACCAGAUUCUUUCUACUCUGCCCACGAUGGGAUUCCGCCUGAGCCGAAACUAGAUACGAUCGGGAUUAAUUUGAAUGGUAUUAUUCAUACAAGUUAUCUUGCGCUGCAUUAUUUUCGACGAUCUCCUUCCAACGGCGCGAGACAUCUUGUCCUCACGGCUAGUAUCGGGGGCUUGUAUCCCUGUGCGAAUGCGCCGAUUUAUUCUGCGACGAAGCAUGCGAUGGUCGGGUUUACACGCUCUGUUGGGAAGAAAUUUUGGGAGGAGGGCGUGAAGGUGAAUGCAAUUUGUCCCGGUGUGGUGGAAACGCCCUUGUUGACGCCUGAGAUUAAAUCGUUCUAUGGAGAUGAACUGGUUAUUCCCAUGCCUGAUGUUACUGAUGUGGUGAUGGAGGUAUUGUCUGGGAAUGAGAUGGUGGACUCGAAGGGAAUGGUCGUUUCUGGUGAGGAUUUGCAUUCUCGGGCAAUUUUGAUUUCUGGAAAGAAUCAUUACUUUGUUGAGAUGCCGGAGAUUUAUGAUGUGAAGAUUCGGAUAACUCAUGAUUCUAUGAUGAUGUGA